CGGGUCGCACCGGGCCCGCUCGCCAAGUCCGGCUCCGAGCAGCCAAACCCAGCCCCCUGGGCUCGGGGUGGGCGGGGAGGGCCGACCGGCCGGGCGCCUCUCCUGCAGGGAACGAGAAGACGAGCGAAACUUUCCUCCCCGGCGACGGCAAAGCGCCAGCGGCCGCCGAGGCGAAAGCUGCCGGCAUGGGCCCCGAGGCGCUGCAGCUCGGCACCUACGGCGGGGCGGCUGCCGCCGCCCUGCUCUUCUGGGCUGUGUGCUUGCUCUGCAGGAGGAAAAGGAAGACUGGAGAGCCUCCGCUAAUAAAUGGAUGGAUUCCUUACCUUGGGAAGGCUCUGAUUUUUAGAAAAGAUGCUUUCAAAUUCUUAAUGGAUCAGCAAAAGAAACUUGGAGAUGUUUUCACUGUACAUAUUGCUGGUAGAUAUAUUACCUUUAUCAUGGACCCAUUUCAGUAUGUGUAUGUCAUCCGAAAUAGCAAGCAACUCGAAUUUCAUGAAUUUGCUGAUAAAAUGGCUUCCAAAACUUUUGACUACCCAGCCUUGUCAAACGGAAAAUUCCCCGAUCUCAAGGAAAACCUGCACAGGAUUUACCAGUAUCUACAAGGCAAACCUUUGGAUAUCAUUUCUGACCACAUGAUGAAAAAUCUCCAGGAUAUAUUUGAAUGGAAAUGCUCACAAGCAACAGAUUGGGAAACAGAAAAAAUGUACAAAUUCUGCUGCUCUGUAAUGUUUGAAGCCAGUUUUGUAACACUAUAUGGAAGAGUUCCUGCUGCAGAUGGCCACAAAGUUAUUAGUGAAAUCAGAGACAAAUUUAUCAAGUUUGAUGCCAGCUUUCCCUAUUUAGCUGCAAACAUACCAAUUGAGUUGCUAGGAGCUACCAAGAAGGUUCGGAAGGAGCUUAUACAUCAUUUUUUACUUCAGAACAUGACAAAAUGGCUGGGAGGGUCAAAAGUGGUCCAAGCCAGACAAGAUAUAUUUGAGAAAUAUGAGCUGCUUGGAGAUUAUGACAAAGCAGCACAUCAUUUUGCCUUCCUGUGGGCCUCUGUGGGAAACACAAUUCCAGCUACAUUCUGGGCCAUGUAUUAUCUUCUACGGCACCCAGAAGCUCUUGCAGCGGUGCGUGACGAGAUUGACCAUUUGCUGCAGUCAACAGGUCAAAAGAGAGGGCCCACGUAUAACAUCCACCUCACCAGAGAACAAUUGGACAACCUGGUCUACCUAGAGAGCGCCUUAAACGAGAGUUUACGAAUGUGCUCGUCCUCCAUGAACAUUCGCAUCAGCCAGGAGGAUUUUGUUCUGAAGCUCGAGGGGAAUCAAGAAGUCGGUUUGAGGAAAGGAGACUGGAUAGCCCUUUACCCGCAGAUUUUGCACAUGGACCCUGAGGUCUAUGAAGAUCCAAAGGAAUAUAAGUUCGAUCGAUACAUAGAGAAUGGUAAGAAGAAAACCACAUUCUACAAGGCAGGAAGAAAACUGAAAUAUUUCCUAAUGCCCUUUGGCUCUGGGAUCAGCAUGUGUCCAGGGAGGUUCCUUGCAAUGAAUGAGAUGAAGAUGUUUCUUUUCUUACUAUUGGCUCGUUUCGAUGUAGAACUAGUGGAAAACAAAGCUGUCAGACUUGAUAACAGUCGUAUGGGCCUUGGUAUCCUCCUGCCAGACGUUGAUAUUGACUUUCGUUACAAGCUAAGGUCCUUAAGAAAGUGAGCGGCUGCCUGUAUGCCUGCUACUAAUCUCCGUAUUUCCUCUGUUUCAUCACUCAGCUUUGGUGGUUUUUUUGGAAACAUUUGCUUUUCCCUCUCUGCUUUUACCUCCUUCCUGUUUGUUUCUAAGGAGAAAAGCCUUUAGGCUGGAGGUAGAUGUCAGAUGCAGGGACAUGCAACCUCCAUUUGUCCUGCCUGAGUUGUGAGUAGUGAGGCUGAGAUGACAAAAGUUUGGCCAAGUAAAUAGCUCAAUGUCCCUACAAGACAGACUCUCAUACUCUUGGCCAGGAGUUGAGUAGAAUUUACAGAGAGGAUGACAUCAAGCUGAAUCCAGGCCAUUUAUAUGAGACGCAGGCUCAACAAUCCUCCAGCACAGCGGUUCCCCCUUGUUACAUUGGGAGGUCCCAUACACCCACCACCUGGAGGCAUCUCUGCAUGUGCUCAUAGAAGCACGACAGCAAGAAAGGGAGAACUUAGUCCUAUGUCCUUUUUUUUUUUUUCUCUGUGUGGGGUGGUGUGGGAUGAUUUGUAAGAGUGUCUUACUGGCAAACAUUUCUGAUUUCAAUUUUAUGUGCUUUGGGUUUGGGGUUUUUUUUGGGGGGAGUUGGUGCAAUACAAAGAAAUUAAAAUCUGUGAUUUUUUUUCCUGAAGUCCUUUAAAGUCAGUAGCGAGGUUCAGUUUGUUUUAAUAGGCUUUGGAUCAAGCCUAAAUUAUCUGUUAUGGCUUUUGAGACAAAAAAGAAGAGUAUAUUCUUCACGGAGAAAAUAUAUGAGCCUGUUUGAUUUGAUUCAGUCAUCUCAAAAACUACCUUCGGUUUGUCUCACUGUUUUUCCAGUAACACAUUCCUGUGUUUCUUUUCACCUUUUCCUGUGUUUGUUCAUUUCUCCAAAAAGACAAAAGCAAAAGAGGGCUUCAAGGGCAAGCGUGGUAUCUAAAAAUACUUUCUAAUGGUGUUUUACUGCUCCUGAGUCAUGCAUAGGCAGAGUAGUGUGACCUGUGUUCGGAAACACACUUAUCAAUCUCCAAAUUGGAAAAUACACUCUUCCCUGUUGCCAAAACUAGAGCAAGUGAAAACUGUGGGCAGCCACAGAAGAUAUCUGUAUACUGGCUACCCAGCCUGCUUCACUGGAUGACCGGCUCAUGUUUCAAAAAUUAAUCUCCCAGUGUACAGGGUCUGAGAUUUUUAGACCCUGUCUCUCUUCCCAACCCUCGUUUUGGAGACUGGUGAGGAUUCUCGUGGCUUCCCAGUCUCAACUUGCCAAGAUGACAGUUGUGAUGGGAGAGUAGCCAUGUCUGUAGGCCUUGCCUUGCGUGCCCAAAAAACAUCUCUUUGGGAUGUGCCACCAUAAAGUCUUUUAAAAUAGGGAAUCUUACUCUUCUGUAAAGCACUUGAUGGUCUAUGGAUAGGAACUGCUGCAUACAUACUAAGGAUUAGAAUUAUUUAUUGCUACUUGUGUGGAAGCCUGUUUAGUUAUUCAUCUAAAGCACAUACCCUAAAUAAGCAUCAGUGGAAAGCCUUUCUGAGAUUGGCACAGCCACAUUCCACAUCCUCCAAGGAGAAAAUUGUGGUUUUGUGAGAUAUAUUGGAUAAACAUUUUCUCUUCAUAUAUAAUAUCAGUAAUGUCUACAGUGUUGGAAUAUACUUACAUUAAAUGGGCUUUGCAGUUGAUUAAAUACUUUAACUUUGCUUCACCAUUUAAUCAACAGCAAAAGCUGAUUAUUGCUUUGUGACACAGAAUAAAAUUUGUUUUUAUGGAGAGUUACUCAAGUUACCUACUGCUGUAGUUUCCUCUGUAGGAGCUAUUCUGUGCUCAGACAUAGCUCACAAUCCACUUUGGACAUUAGAGCUUGGUUUAUUGAGAGAGGAAAUGUUGGUAUCAUUACACUGUUGACUGUAUUCCAUUAUUGCUUAAAUGUAAGCUGUAAAAUGUCUCAUGCCACAGUUAUGAUAAAUCUUUCCUUGGCAUCCAACUUUGAAACAAACCUGAAGCAACUGUGAAAAUAACAGUAGGUAUUUGUUUUAAACAGAAGACUUUUUUUAUAUAAUUGUAUUCUAUUUUUAGGGUUUUGAAUUAGAAUAUCACAGACUGCUGCAUAAUUUGGUAGGACAUAAUAGGACUGUGCCAAAAGUACAUGCAAAUCAUUAGUAAUUUCAGAUUAAUUGCUAAUCACUUUGUAUAGUAUCUAUUUAGAACUUAAGAGCUAGAUUUUCUCCAAAAUAGCAAAUUAAAUCUGUAGGACAUGCCUCCAUUUAAAAAAAGGGGGAAAAAAAGGGUCAGAAUCUUUCCCAGGAUUUGCAGGAAACCUCUGUGAAGACAUUUGGAGGCCUUGCAUCAGGGUUGGAGAACACUCUUUGCACCACACGAGAGACCAGUGUUUUUCUGGGAUGAGAGUUAGUUGCUCUAAGAAGCUGGAUGGGCCUUGCUUUAUGUUUUGAUUAUUUUGAGCCCUGAGCUUGUCCUGGAACUGUGUCUGUGGUAACCCAUGCUCCUGGUAGAUGAGUUUUGGUGAUAAGCACGGCAUCACUCCCUGAGUGUGCCCCAGCUGCAGAGGAGGUAGGCCUCACCCCCACGGGAAGUCAUGAGAGCUAGAGCAGGACAGAGGAAUUGUUAAGCCCUUCUGGUCCAGGUACUCAGCAGCUGAGGAGGUGACUUAGCAAGAGUUAGCAGUUGUUCUGACCAGGAGUGACUCAGUCUCCAUGGAGCAGGGAGUGAAAGGUCCAUGGUGUCGGUAUUCCUGAUCAGUAAGUCAAAGCAGCAUAACAAGAUGAGCAUGCACCAUCCGUGGAGCCAAGCUGGCCACAACGUACUGCACCAAGAAGAGCACAUUUCAUGACAUAAGGCAGAAGAACGUUUUUUAUGACCUCCUCAGUCACAGAAACCAGGAGGGAACAACUCUCAGUGUCUUGCACUGAGGCACUAAGAUGGCAAAAUCAUCUAAGCAAAAAAUAGCAGUGCUGUUUGGAGGUGCCGGAUGCCAACGGUGCUGGCGGGAUAAGUGAUGGGAGGCAGUCUGAGCUUGUGCUUCCCUGUCCCUCCUCUCCACCUCAGCAGUGAGGCCUGCUCUGCGAGCCCAGUGCUGCCUGCUUGUCUCACCCACUGACCCUGCAGGAGCAGGCGUAGUCAGACAGGAGGAGGGUGUGAUGCCCCUUGAAUUUCUCUGCUGUGCCUCUAGUGCACUGGUGCACUCACUGAUGAGUUUAAAAUGUGACACGGCCGGUCAGUACCAGCCUCUGAAUGUAAGCCAUCACUGCCUCUGGCUACAGUCAGAAUAUCUUCUGCUAUUUUAAAAAAAAUCAUCUUUUUUUCUCUCAUAGGUUUACUAAGACAGUAUGGCCCCUAAUCACCUUUUUUUCUUAUAUAAAAUAGGCUUACUACAUCAGUAUGAUGCUUUAUAGCACCUGGGAAGAAAAGUGAAUUCACCACAAUUAAUGUGAAUGCUAAAAUAUGACUUUUAUUAUUAUUAUUUUCAUUUACAGAUUGUAUGUUCUCCAUUUUCUUGCUGGCACUCACUACUGCAAUAAGCAAUUGUAAACUUUUUAAACUGUCGCAUUACUUAAAAGACCAUGCUAGUCUCUCUAUGCCUUUUUGCAAAUUAGACUUUCUCAUCUCUGCCAAUAUGUCCUAAUGUGCUAAUAUAAAACCGUUUAAGAGUUGUUUGUUAGUUGAUGCUUUUAAGCCAGCUGCAUGUCACUGUUUUUGGCGUUGCUAUUUUUAUGAAUAAUUACUGCUCUGUGAAUUUCUCUUGUAGAAUCAUAAAUGAUCUUUUAUUUCAUCAUUAUUGAACUUUCUGACAUUCAAAAGAUUGUGAAUUGCUCUUAAUUGUGCAAACUGACAUUUUGUAUAUAGAUGAACAAUGGUUAGGUUCUACUUUAAUAGUUAAUAUCCAUCAUUAAGAUUCUUAGAUCAAAUAAGGUAUAUUGUGAAU
Messenger RNA from Colius striatus (speckled mousebird), 5620 nucleotides. RefSeq names its product cytochrome P450 7B1. The coding region runs from base 186 to 1697 and encodes 503 amino acids. The record is from RefSeq and is a predicted model, not a curated record. Gene Ontology annotation, biological process: bile acid biosynthetic process; cholesterol homeostasis. The transcript has 6 exons. Lineage: Eukaryota; Metazoa; Chordata; Aves; Coliiformes; Coliidae. Gene Ontology annotation, molecular function: iron ion binding; heme binding; steroid hydroxylase activity.